Molecule: messenger RNA, 896 nt
Organism: Perkinsus marinus ATCC 50983
Lineage: Eukaryota; Perkinsozoa; Perkinsida; Perkinsidae
Product: hydroxyacylglutathione hydrolase, putative
Exons: 9
Coding region: 30-872 (280 amino acids)
Molecular function (GO): hydroxyacylglutathione hydrolase activity
Source: RefSeq, a predicted model, not a curated record
UUGAUUGUAGUUACAUUCACUUAUCAAUAAUGCAAAGUGCGGGUAGGAGGUUCUUAUAUGGUGAUGCCGCGAUGGCGAAGAUUCCAUCAUCUCGUCUCGAAAUACGUAGAGUGCCUUGUCUGAAAGACAACUACGGAUGGAUAUUGCGAUGUCCGAAGACUGGAACAAUCGGACUGGUUGACACCCCCGAGGCUGGUCCACUUCUGAGUGAAUUGAGGAAGAAUUUCAACGGACGUGCCGAUUAUAUUCUCAACACUCAUCAUCAUUGGGAUCAUACCGGAGGCAACAAUGAGAUUAAAGCGGCGACUCAUUGUAAAGUGAUUGGUCCCGGUCAUGAUAGUCAAAUAGAUGGUUUGGACAAGGCCGUCGGGGGAGGAGAUGAGUUCAAAUUCGGCGAUCUCACAGUUAGAGUGUUCGACUUGCCUGGUCACACUCACGGGCAUGUUGGAUACCAUUUCCCCGAAGCUAACGCCUUCUUUUGUGGAGAUACUUUGUUCGUAUUGGGCUGUGGUCGAAUGUUUGAAGGUACCAAGAAUCAGUUCUGGUCAACUUUACAGAGGAUACGCGGUCUGCCGAAAGAUACGGUUAUGUUCUGCGCACAUGAAUAUUCGCAGUCAAAUGCUAAAUUCGCCCGAUACAUUGAUUCCAGUAAUGAGUAUUUAAAGCAAGCGAGCGAUGUUAUUACGAACAUGCGGAGUCGAGGAGAAGCCACGGUCCCGUCCAUGUUGGCAGAUGAGCUACUGUGCAACCCUUUCCUAAGAGUCGAUCAGGAGGCCAUUCAAAAGCGUGCUUUAGAGCUGACCGGGUCCGAACCGACGCAUGACUUAGCUGAGGUCUUUGCGCGAGUUCGGUCACUGAAAGACAAUUUCUGAGCGACGAUCUUCUGACGUGCUCAG